ACCACAAAGGCAAAACAAAGAAAGCCGAAUUACUCGAGCUUUCACUCCUUCAAUGCAACAAGUUGGUUAUAAAGCUUAACUACCUUCAACAAAACAAAAAACCAAAUGCUUGCUGUCUUCUUAAGGAUAACAAACACAUCUGAUUUCUCUCCUUCUCUGUCAUUUGCGUCUCCUUGAUAGGCCAAUGAAGGGUAUAUUUUCAGGCCUAUUGAAGGAGACUCUCUGACCCCAAGAAAUUGAAGUGGAGGUUGAUAUUUUCUUGUUUUGAUCUUCUUGUUCGGUUUCAUCUUUCAUCAUGGGCGACGUUUCUUUGGAACAGAUAAAGAAUGAGAAUAUUGAUCUUGAGAGAAUUCCUGUUGAGGAGGUAUUUCAGCAGCUAAGAUGUACAAAAGAAGGAUUGAGCACCGCACAAGGUGAGGAGAGGCUUAAGAUCUUUGGCCCGAACAAGCUUGAGGAGAAAAGAGAGAGCAAAUUCCUCAAGUUUUUGGGUUUCAUGUGGAACCCGUUAUCAUGGGUCAUGGAAGCAGCUGCCAUAAUGGCCAUUGCUUUGGCUAAUGGAGGAGGCAAGCCUCCGGACUGGCAGGAUUUUGUUGGUAUCGUUGUAUUGCUUAUCAUCAACUCCACCAUCAGCUUCAUCGAGGAAAACAAUGCAGGCAACGCAGCUGCCGCUUUGAUGGCUGGUCUUGCCCCCAAAACAAAGGUUUUGAGGGAUGGAAAAUGGAUGGAGGAAGAUGCAUCAAUUCUGGUACCAGGAGAUAUGAUCAGCAUCAAGUUGGGAGAUAUCGUCCCAGCUGAUGCUCGUCUCAUGAAAGGAGAUCCGCUCAAGAUUGAUCAGUCUGCUCUGACUGGUGAAUCCCUUCCAGUUACAAAGCAUCCCGGCGAAGGGGUUUUCUCUGGCUCAACCUGCAAGCAAGGUGAGAUUGAGGCUGUUGUUAUUGCUACUGGUGUUCACACCUUCUUCGGCAAGGCAGCUCACCUUGUUGACAGCACCAAUAACGUUGGCCAUUUCCAAAAGGUGUUGACAGCUAUUGGUAACUUCUGUAUCUGCUCAAUCGCUAUCGGUAUGCUGGUUGAGAUUAUAGUGAUGUACCCAAUCCAGAACAGGAGGUACAGAGAGGGUAUUGAUAACCUCUUGGUGCUUCUCAUUGGAGGUAUCCCAAUUGCUAUGCCUACAGUCUUGUCAGUGACAAUGGCUAUUGGGUCUCACCGUCUAUCACAGCAAGGUGCCAUCACCAAGAGAAUGACCGCUAUUGAAGAAAUGGCUGGAAUGGAUGUCUUAUGUAGUGACAAGACCGGAACUCUAACCCUCAACAAGCUUACCGUGGACAAGAGCCUUAUUGAGGUGUUUAUAAAGGAUAUGGACAAGGAUACCCUUCUAUUACUUGCUGCUAGGGCUUCCAGAAUUGAGAAUCAGGAUGCCAUUGAUGCUUCAAUUGUUGGGAUGUUGGGCGACCCCAAGGAGGCAAGAGCAGAAAUCACCGAGGUGCAUUUCUUACCCUUCAACCCUGUGGAAAAGCGCACUGCAAUCACUUACUAUGACAACAACGGUGACUGGCACAGAAGCAGCAAGGGAGCUCCUGAGCAGAUUAUCGAACUCUGCAACGUAAAAGGGGAGACGAAGAAAAAGGCCCAUGAAAUCAUUGACAACUUUGCCGAGCGUGGCCUUCGUUCCCUAGGAGUUGCUCGCCAGAGAAUUCCAGAGAAGACCAAGGAAAGUGAAGGAGCACCGUGGGAGUUUGUGGGUCUCUUGCCUCUUUUCGACCCUCCAAGGCAUGAUAGUGCUGAGACUAUCCGUCGAGCCCUUGACCUUGGUGUCAAUGUUAAGAUGAUCACUGGUGACCAACUUGCUAUUGGCAAAGAGACUGGCCGCAGGCUUGGGAUGGGCACAAACAUGUAUCCUUCAUCAUCUCUCCUUGGUAAUAGCAAGGAUGAGAGCAUUUCUGGCAUUCCAGUUGAUGAGCUCAUCGAGAAAGCUGAUGGAUUUGCUGGAGUCUUCCCUGAACACAAGUAUGAGAUUGUGAAGAAGCUACAAGAGAGGAAGCAUAUCUGUGGUAUGACAGGAGAUGGUGUUAACGAUGCCCCGGCAUUGAAGAAGGCAGACAUUGGAAUUGCUGUGGCAGACGCAACUGAUGCUGCCAGGAGUGCUUCGGAUAUUGUCUUGACAGAACCAGGAUUGAGUGUUAUUAUUAGCGCUGUAUUGACAAGCAGAGCCAUCUUUCAGAGGAUGAAGAACUACACAAUCUAUGCUGUUUCCAUCACAAUUCGUAUCGUGCUGGGAUUCUUGCUUGUUGCACUUAUUUGGAAGUUCGACUUCUCGCCAUUCAUGGUUCUGAUCAUUGCUAUUCUCAAUGACGGAACCAUCAUGACCAUCUCCAAAGAUAGAGUCAAGCCAUCUCCUGUGCCCGACUCAUGGAAGCUCAAGGAAAUUUUCGCCACAGGUGUUGUCCUUGGAACUUACAUGGCAAUCAUGACUGUGCUGUUCUUCUGGCUUGCUCAUGACACUGAUUUUUUCCCCGAGAAGUUUGGUGUGAGGACAAUCAGAGGUAAACCAGAUGAGCUUACAGCAGCUCUUUACCUUCAAGUGAGCAUCAUCAGUCAAGCACUCAUCUUUGUAACCAGGUCAAGGAGCUGGUCCUUUGUUGAAUGCCCUGGUCUCUUGCUUGUCAGUGCUUUCAUUGCAGCACAGUUGGUGGCGACUCUCAUUGCUGUGUAUGCAAGCUGGUCCUUUGCAAGAAUCGAAGGCAUUGGUUGGGGAUGGGCAGGAAUCAUCUGGCUUUUUAGCAUUAUCACCUACAUCCCUCUUGAUAUCAUAAAGUUCAUUAUCCGCUAUGCAUUGACUGGGAAGGCCUGGGAUAAUAUGCUACAAAACAAGACUGCUUUCACAAACAAGAAGGACUAUGGAAAGGGUGAGAGGGAGGCUCAAUGGGCUACUGCUCAACGUACUCUUCACGGUCUUCAACCUCCAGAAACCAUGUUCAAUGACAAGACCACCUACAGAGAGUUGAGUGAGCUUGCAGAGCAGGCUAAGAAGCGUGCCGAAGUAGCAAGGCUCAGAGAGCUUCACACGUUGAAGGGACAUGUUGACUCAGUGGUUAAGAUGAAGGGACUUGACAUUGAGACCAUCCAACAACACUACACAGUCUAAGGAAAUAAAAGAGAUGUAGAAAGAAGCACAUGCAAGUAAGAUAGAGAGAGAGUUCAUAGAGAACAAACAAGAAAACUAAUGUCAGAGCUGUUUUUUCCUGUUCAACAUUUCAUUUAUUAUUUAUUUAAAUUAUAGGAGGGGAUCUUCAUAAGGGAGAUUUGCUGUAGCUCCUUUGGAGAAUGGAAGAAUUCUAGUGGGAAAUUUGAAAGCAGUGAAGAACUCAAGGGGCUACAUAUAUAAUAUAUACAAUAUCUGUUUGUUCUUAGUUUCCUUCCCUUCACAAGUUUUGGUUAGCCACUUUGAAUAAAAGAUUGAUGGGCUUCAAACCCUAACAACAAUCUUAGUUUCCUUUAGCCACGCCUGAUCUAUCACUCCUUUUGAUCUUAUAGAUUGUUUUUGCUUUCGGUGUC
Molecule: messenger RNA, 3555 nt
Organism: Populus trichocarpa (black cottonwood)
Lineage: Eukaryota; Viridiplantae; Streptophyta; Magnoliopsida; Malpighiales; Salicaceae
Product: ATPase 8, plasma membrane-type
Exons: 13
Coding region: 296-3145 (949 amino acids)
Biological process (GO): regulation of intracellular pH; proton export across plasma membrane
Cellular component (GO): plasma membrane
Molecular function (GO): P-type proton-exporting transporter activity; ATP binding; ATP hydrolysis activity
Source: RefSeq, a predicted model, not a curated record